UAUUAUGGUAAGGUGGGACUUUGAAGUAUGGCUCAGUGAUUCAGACGAACGCGCUUCGUUUUGUUAUAAUAACAGAUAAUGGAAUAGUAAUUAGAAUUAACGGAUCGUACAGAUGUCAUAAAUAUUAUAAAAUCAUAUUACCAUGAUAUAAAGAAGCAUGAAUACUUGGCAAUAUCGCCAAUUGUUUGAACGACGUGGUUUAGUGAACAUGACUGCUAUAAUACAAAAAAAUACAUUCACUGGUUACUACUGAAGGACAACAUUCACUAUAUUCAUACUUUUCAUUAUGUACUAGACAUCAUGUCUUACUCCAUUAAUAGAAGACCUUUAUUAGGGGGUGUAUCUGACAGUGAAUUUGAAGAUGAUUUAGAAACAGAACUUGAUGAUCCAAAUGUAUCUAUACCUGACGAAAAACCAUUUUUAAAACAAGAAGAGCCACUUGACAGAUAUAACUUUGCUUAUAUAGUUUUUUACCUGCUUGGAAUAAAUAUAUUAAUUCCAUGGAGUUUUUUCAUCACUGCAGAUGAUUAUUGGAUGUACAAAUUUCGACAAAUUCAUGAGAAUGAUACUAGAACUUUUAAUUAUAAUUAUACAGAAAAUUUAGAAACAAAGACAGAUCUUCAAGCUAGUUUUACUUCUUAUCUGAAUGUAGCAAGUGCUUUACCAAAUACGUUAUUUCUAAUACUAAAUACAUUUAUCAGCAAAACAAUACCUUUAAGAACAAGAAUGGUAGGAUCUCAAUGUAUUAUUCUUCUAUUAUUUAUCAUGACAACUGUAUUUGUGAAAAUAAACACAGAUAAAUGGCAAGCUACAUUUUUAGUAAUUACUUUGACUACUGUAGCAUUUGUCAAUGCUGCAAGUGCAAUUUUUGGAGGUAGUUUAAUGGGUAUAGUUGGACGUUUUUCUCCAAAAUAUAUAACUGCUAUGUCUGGGGGCCAAGCUUUAGGAGGCAUCUUUACAGCUUUAGCAGAAGUGAUCUCUCUUUGGAUUGGUGCUAGUCCUGUACUUUCAGGCUUAAUGUAUUUUAUUAUUGGAGAUACUAUAUUGCUUCUAUCUUUAAUUGCUUAUAUAAUUUUAGAAAAAGCAGCAUUUUUUAAACAUCACAUGUUGGAUAAAUUUCCUGAACGUAUAGAUUCAGAUUUUUCUGUUAAUGCAGAAGUAAUGUUUUCACAAGUACAUACAAUUUCUUAUUUAAACAUUAUUAAAAAAAUUUGGCAUUAUGGUAUUAGCGUAUUUCUUGUAUUCUUUAUAUCCGUCACAGUUUAUCCAGCUAUAACUGUGUUAGUAGAAAGUGAAAAUAAAGGAAAGGGAUAUGCUUGGAAUGAUAUAUACUUUGUACCUGUGGUAACAUAUCUAAUUUUUAGCACAGGUGAUUAUGUUGGUAGAGUUUUAUCAGGCAUUUUUCAAAUGCCUAAAAGUAAACCAUACCAUGUCAUGCUUUUAAGCAUAACAAGAGUUAUUUUUAUACCAGCUUUAAUGUUUUGUAAUGCACAACCAAGACAUAAUUUACCUGUUUAUAUACACAAUGAUAUUUACUACAUUUUAAUAACUAUUUUAUUUGCUGUAACUAAUGGAUAUUUGUGUAAUUUAUCAUUUAUAUUAGCUCCAACAAUGGUAAACACACAAGAAAAAGAAAUUGCAUCUGCGAUGAUGGGGGCUUUCCUUGGUAUAGGAUUAACAACCGGUGCAGCUCUUAGCCUUUACAUGGUUAAAGCUUUGUAAUAUAACUAAGAGAGAAUUUAGUACAUUUGAAGAUAAUCAUUUCAUAUAAAUAUUAUCAAAUAUCAUUGUAAGUACAUUUUAUAAUUUCCUAUACGAUACAUUGCUCUAUUUUAAAACAUGGUUUUCAGGGUAUUAUGACAAAAUAUAUUACUAUUAUCAGAAUUU
Molecule: messenger RNA, 1887 nt
Organism: Vespula pensylvanica (western yellowjacket)
Lineage: Eukaryota; Metazoa; Arthropoda; Insecta; Hymenoptera; Vespidae
Gene: Ent1
Product: equilibrative nucleoside transporter 3
Exons: 12
Coding region: 301-1722 (473 amino acids)
Biological process (GO): nucleoside transmembrane transport
Cellular component (GO): plasma membrane
Molecular function (GO): nucleoside transmembrane transporter activity
Source: RefSeq, a predicted model, not a curated record